This is a messenger RNA of Lytechinus pictus (painted urchin), 1320 nucleotides long. RefSeq lists its product as uncharacterized. NCBI's taxonomy places the organism in Eukaryota, Metazoa, Echinodermata, Echinoidea, Temnopleuroida, Toxopneustidae. The coding region runs from base 1 to 1320 and encodes 439 amino acids. The transcript is spliced from 2 exons. The record is from RefSeq and is a predicted model, not a curated record.
AUGGGCCCUCUCUCCAAGGCCGAGAUCUCCUCCACCGAGGAGCAAUUGCUUAAGAAAGGCCUCGCCUUUGCCGUGUCGCCCCCAAAAUUGCCCAUUACCGAGAUUGUAGCUAAGGUUGAAACCGCGGUCAAGUAUAUUGAUCCAGUUUCGGCCGAUGCCGCACGAAAAGAUGUAGAUUCCAUUCUACAGAGAGCACGUCCUCCGAAACCGAAUACCACAAGAGAGAUGCGUGAUGCUCUUAAGACACUCAAGAAUGAUGAUAGCAUCACAAUCCUCCCCGCAGAUAAGGGUAGUGCCACAAUCAUUUUAGAUAGUACCGCCUACGAAGACAAAAUGACCGAGCUUCUGAGCUCUGGUCCGUAUAAAAUGCUAAAGAAAGACCCCACAGAUCGAAUGUGUCGCAAACUGACCAGUACGUUACUGGCACUAAAAAAAGACAAAGUUCUAGAUGAGGCUACAUACAAAAAGAUAAAGCCCACACAGAAACAGCCACCUAGAAUAUACGGGUUGCCCAAAAUACACAAACCCGGGAUACCUCUCAGACCAAUAGUAUCAUGCAUAGGUUCAUUUGCCUAUAACCUAUCAAAGUACCUGGCGGACAUCCUGUCCCCUCUCACUAACUGCUCAGAACACACGGUUUCCAACUCCAGUGAAUUCGCUGAAUUCACAUCGGAGCAGACAGUUAACGAACAGGAAUCCAUGAUCUCUUUUGAUGUAGUCUCCCUCUUCACUAACGUACCGAUAGAGGGCGCAUGCAGUACGGCCCUGCAACGCAUGCAAUCCGAUCCCACAUUAUCAGAACGUACCACACUUAUGCCCGAACAGAUAGCCGAACUCCUGGAGUUCGUCCUCAGAUCCACAUAUUUUCUGUACAGAGGCUCUUUCUAUGAGCAAACAGAAGGAGCAGCAAUGGGUAGCCCAGUCUCAGCGGUUGUGGCUAACCUAUAUAUGGAAGGUUUUGAACAGAACGCUUUGCCCAAGUGUCCUUCCACAUGCCACCCUCGGGUGUGGAAGAGAUACGUCGAUGACACUUUCAUAAUCGUAAACAGAUCCGAAACAGACAGCCUACUCUCAUACAUGAAUAGCCAGCAACCGUCCAUCCAGUUCACUCUGGAGACUGAGCAAGGAGGGAAAUUAGCAUUCCUUGACACGCUAGUCCAAAGACACGAGGGCGGGAAACUCUCCACCUCUGUCUACCGCAAGCCCACUCAUACAGACCAAUACAUACCAUAUGAUUCUCAUCACGACAAAUCGGUCAAGAAGGGUCUUGUUAAAUGCCUGUUCGACAGAGCAGCACGUAUCAUAACUCACCCACCUUAA